Molecule: messenger RNA, 1273 nt
Organism: Limulus polyphemus (Atlantic horseshoe crab)
Lineage: Eukaryota; Metazoa; Arthropoda; Merostomata; Xiphosura; Limulidae
Exons: 4
Coding region: 150-1049 (299 amino acids)
Source: RefSeq, a predicted model, not a curated record
CAGAAAGUUUAAAAGGAACAUCCAUAAAAUAUGAAAAAGUAAAAGAGACACUGAAAGUUGUUAGAACAAAAACAUUUGAAGAAGCAUUUGAAAGUUUUGCUGCAGAAACUGCCAAAAAAUCAGUCAAUGAUAAGGAAGCAGAAAAUGUCAUGGACAUAACUGAAGAAUCUGUGCUAAAGUCUUAUGAGACAACAGAAGGUAGCUCAGUUGUAAGUGUGAAAAAGCCUGCAGAUUAUGAAUCAUCAAAUGCUGUAAAAGAGAGAGCUCAAGAAGGUCCAUUAGAUUAUUUUGAAGAAAUAAACAUGGAUGACUGUGCUGAAUCAGUUCUAAAAUUAAAAAACACUAAAGAGAUAAUGUCUAUUUCAUCCAAUGUCAAAGUUGAUGAAACCAAUAAACAAGAAACUAUGCUAAAUGUGCCUGUUGACCUGAGCAUUUUGGACACUUCAAUCAUAGGGGAAGCUCCCCCUGCAGUGGGAAGUAUUGUGAAUUUAUCAGAAGUUGAAGAUACAGAAGAAAGUACUAAACCUAUUGGGUGUUUGAAUCAAUCAUAUGUUACUUCAAAACAGGUGCUUCUAGAAAAACCUGAAGGAGAACAGAAGGCUGCUUCUCUAGGCACUGUUAAGACAACAGUUGGAAAGGAAACUUGUAAAGAAGAACAAUCAAAUAGAUAUUUUGUUAAGAAACCUCUAGUAGAAAUGAGACUUAAAAGAAAAUCAGAUUCUAUAGUUCCUGAACCUGCAAGAAAGAAGAGAUGUCUGAAAGUGGAAGUGGACUCAACAACUCUAAAUGACAAAAACUCUGAAACCACGAAGAAACUUCCUGAAAAUUUUGACUUGCUAGGGGAGCACAGACCAUGGUGUAAGUGGUUGAUUAUUCAUGAAGUAUCAGGUCUAGCUGGAUGGAGGAUUUUUAUUGAAAGCUUACUUCGUAACCUGACUGAGAUGUCACCCUCUUCGAGCCUUGAUAGAAACAGAGUUAAAAUAGCUGUGAACCUUUUAUCUACAUGGACAUACCCUGUUCUCAGGACAGAGCAGUUGAAUUCAUCUUGACCAAUUGUAAUAUUUAUAAGAAGAGCUUGUGUAAAUCUUGAAAUUUUGCAGUAAAUAGCUUUGUCUGUAUGUGUCGUUCAUGUGUGAUUUUUAAAUGAGGUCAUUGUCAAGCUUAAAAUAAAUAUUACACAACAUGCAUUUAUUCAAAAAAGAAAUUGUGUGUACCAUGAAUGCAUUUAUAACAAUGUCUGCACAAUAUAUAAUAAAAAAGUAUUUCAGGUCAA